AUCCUUGUUGGGCAUCUAUAAACAGGGGGAUUCUAAUCUGUGACGAGUGCUGUAGUGUUCAUCGAAGUUUGGGGCGUCAUAUCUCUCAAGUGAGGCAUCUCAAGCAUACGCCAUGGCCUCCAACACUGCUGCAGAUGGUUGAAACACUGUAUAAUAAUGGUGCUAACUCCAUAUGGGAACAUUCGUUGCUGGACCCUGCCUCUGUUAUGAGCGGAAGGCGUAAAGCUAGCCCGCAGGAUAAAGUGCAUCCCAAUAAAGCAGAAUUCAUUAGAGCUAAAUAUCAAAUGUUAGCAUUUGUUCAUCGCUUGCCGUGCCGUGAAGAUGACAGUGUUACUGCCAAAGAUCUUAGUAAGCAACUCCAUUCCAGUGUAAGGACAGGGAAUCUGGAGACAUGUUUGCGAUUACUCUCCUUAGGAGCUCAAGCCAACUUCUUUCAUCCUGAGAAAGGAAACACCCCGCUCCAUGUUGCUGCUAAGGCAGGCCAGACUUUACAAGCAGAAUUAUUAGCAGUUUAUGGUGCUGAUCCUGGCACGCAAGAUUCCAAUGGAAAAACUCCGGUUGACUGUGCAAGACAAGGUGGGCAUCAUGAGCUAGCAGAGCGCCUGGUUGAAAUUCAAUAUGAACUCACAGACAGGUUAGCCUUCUAUCUCUGUGGCAGAAAACCAGAGCAUAAAAAUGGACAGCACUUUGUUAUACCUCAGAUGGCAGACAGCAGUCUAGAUUUAUCAGAACUUGCAAAAGCAGCUAAGAAGAAGCUUCAGUCUCUAAGCAACCACUUAUUUGAAGAACUUGCCAUGGAUGUGUAUGAUGAAGUUGACAGGAGGGAAACAGAUGCAGUUUGGCUUGCUACUCAGAAUCACAGUACACUUGUGACAGAGACCACAGUGGUACCUUUUCUUCCUGUAAAUCCUGAAUAUUCCUCAACCAGGAAUCAG
Phaethon lepturus (White-tailed tropicbird) is the source of this 935-nucleotide messenger RNA. RefSeq names its product ARF GTPase-activating protein GIT2. Gene Ontology annotation, biological process: regulation of ARF protein signal transduction; brain development. Lineage: Eukaryota; Metazoa; Chordata; Aves; Phaethontiformes; Phaethontidae. Gene Ontology annotation, molecular function: GTPase activator activity; protein binding. The record is from RefSeq and is a predicted model, not a curated record. The annotation marks the transcript as partial. The transcript has 10 exons.